UAGAGACCUCCCCUCCAUCUCAAACUCCACAAAACAUUUGAUCCCUCUGCCUUUCUGCAAAAUCCAACACAAAAGCUCUCACCUUUUUGACUCUCUGUCUCCCUAUUCUUCUUCAUCUCCAUCGAAAACCCAACAAAGCUUUCACCUUUACGUUGUUUCAGUCCCUUUCCCAAGAACCCACUUCCCAAAAAGUCCUCCUCCUUCACUCUUUUUACCCCCCUUCCUCGAAAUCCCAAGCCUUCAAGAUGAUGAUGAAGAAGAAAAUGUGGCUGUUUUCUCAUUGAUCUCCUUCUCCAAAACCCCUUAAACCCUUUUUGUCUUUCCCCCUAAUGGAAGGUAUGAACAAACCCACAAGAAGUGCCACUGCCUCUGCUAAAGUCAACACCAUAGUCCACACAGCUCAAAGCUUCCCUCUCUCAAAGCUCUCCUUCUGGUUCGCCCCAACGACUCGCCCACCUGGUCCUCUCUUCUCCUGCUUUGGUUCGUAGUUGAAAACAAGUUUAAAUCUUUGUUCUAGUAGUUUUGCUCAGGUUAGGAUCUUACAUGGCGUUUUAUAGCUUUGACUCAAAUCCCACAAUCGGGUCGGACUAUUCUAGCCUUUUCAACCCGUUUACGCUUCAUGGGUCCGGUGGUGGUUUGACAAACGGGUCUGUGCAGCUUCUUCCACACUCUUUGGUGUUGGACAGUGAGAAAGGUGAGCUUGUUAAAGCUCCAGCUAGAGUGGGAAAGAAGGGUGUUUCAGAAGCCAAGGCUUUGGCGGCUUUGAAGAAUCACAGUGAGGCUGAGAGGAGGAGGAGAGAGAGAAUCAAUGCACAUCUCUCUACUCUUCGUGGACUUGUUCCCCGCAAUGAAAAGAUGGACAAAGCUGCAUUACUUGCUGAAGUUAUCCGCCAAGUCAAAGAACUGAAGAAGGAUUCCCUAGAAUCCAGCAAGGGUUUUCUCAUUCCAAUUGAUGCUGAUGAAGUAAAGGUUGAACACUAUGACAGUGGGGUAGGAGAUGGAACCAUAUCUGUGAGGGCAUCCAUCUGCUGUGAGUACCGCUCUGAGCUUCUCUCUGACCUAAAAGAAGCUCUUGAUUCCCUUCACUUGAAAAUGGUGAAGGCAGAAAUGGCAACCUUGGGAAACCGAGUGCACAAUGUAUUUGUUUUGACAGGCUACAACAAGGGAAACAACGAUGCUGAGGCAUACCAACUCCUUGCAAGUUCUGUCCACCAUGCCCUGAGUUCUGUCCUUGAUAAGGCCUCAAUCUCGCCUGAAUACUCUCCAAGAACAACUCUGCCAACUAAAAGACGAAGGACCUCUUACUUCGAUACCUCGAGCUCAUCCUCAUGAGUGAGAGCAAGCUUUGAUGGUGGCGAUGAAGAUGUGCAUAUUGUGAUCUAAAAUGGGUUUCUGUAUUUGUAUCUUUAGACAUGGAUGUGUGGAAGAUCAACUAUUUGCGAUAUCUACAUGUAUACACUGUAUAACAAAAACACUAAUGAAUAAAACCAAGGCAAGACAAAGCUGCUUUUAUGUAA
Molecule: messenger RNA, 1517 nt
Organism: Rosa chinensis
Lineage: Eukaryota; Viridiplantae; Streptophyta; Magnoliopsida; Rosales; Rosaceae
Product: transcription factor bHLH30
Exons: 2
Coding region: 544-1332 (262 amino acids)
Biological process (GO): regulation of DNA-templated transcription
Molecular function (GO): DNA-binding transcription factor activity; protein dimerization activity
Source: RefSeq, a predicted model, not a curated record